AUGGCUAACGAGGAUCAGGUGCAGGUGAUUAGAAUUCAGGGGAAGAUGAACGAGUGGGCGGUGCUACUGGUGACGUGGCAGGUGGAGGUGGCUGUGAUGAAUCUCACACUUGGAUCUAUCACGCUUCCCUGGAGUCUCCGUUACAGAAUACUUCGCCAACCAAAGAUCCAGCGGCUUUCAGAAAGACAGAUCAACUAUGGAUCCAGCAUCACGACUCUUCUGUCCCCGCCAAGUGUGUGGGCUGCACACUGUGCUUCAGAGGUCUCAUCCGCCCACGAGUCUGCUCCAGAGACCUCAUCUGUCCAAGAAUUCACGCCAAUACCUCCUGAGGUAUCAGCUCACACUGUAGAUCCUCCAAAGGAGGUGGCGUCUAUUUAUGAACUCAAUGCCAUAUCUGCCCAAGAAUCUGCACCCGUGUCUCCAGAGGUAGAGAAAGAACUCUUGGAAAAAAACCUCAGGGAACUUAAGCUGAGCGAUCCAAAGGUUAAGUAUGUCAGGAUCUUGCUAACUGGACAAAUUGGAGCAGGAAAGUCCAGCUUCAUCAACUCAGUCAAUAGUACUUUUCAAGGAAGAAUCACAUCAGAAGCCCUUGCUGAUACUGUGUCUGGAACAAGUUUUACAAAAACAUACAGAACUUAUUACAUAAGAGAUGGAGAAUCAGCCCUGCCUUUUGUCUUCAAUGACAUCAUGGGCUUAGAAGCCGGAGAAUCACAUGGUGCACAUCAAGAAGACAUCGCCAAAUGCCUUGAGGGUCUCCUUAAGGAAGGAUACAAUUUUAGUCCAGGUGUUUCUGCUAAAAAAGAGGACUGCAGAGGUAAACCAAGCGCUGAGGAUCUGACGUAUUGUCUGGUCUACGUCGUAGCAGCUAAAACGGUGUCAAUGAUGCAUGAUGACGUCUUCAGAAAGAUGAGAUACAUUCGACAGAAGGCCAGUGAAUUAGAAAUUCCUCAGGCAAUCAUCAUGACGAAGGUGGAUGAAGUAUGCCCACUAGUCCAAAAGGAUCUAAGAAAAAUCUACACUAGCAAAAAGAUAAAGGAGAAGAUGCAGCAGUGCUCUAAUUCGGUUGGUGUCUCUAUGAGCCACAUCUUCCCUGUGAAGAACUACCAUGAGGAAAGUCAUACACAAAAUAACAUGGAUGUACUGAUCCUAAGGGCUCUUACAGAGAUUGUGCAAACAGCAAAUGAUCUACUGAACAGAAGAAAAUAUGAAUCGGAAAAAAAAGGAUGUUUCCUGUGUUUCUGUUAA
This is a messenger RNA of Labeo rohita (rohu), 1245 nucleotides long. RefSeq names its product interferon-induced protein 44. Lineage: Eukaryota; Metazoa; Chordata; Actinopteri; Cypriniformes; Cyprinidae. The record is from RefSeq and is a predicted model, not a curated record. The transcript is spliced from 8 exons. Bases 1 to 1245 code for a protein of 414 amino acids.